Trypanosoma cruzi is the source of this 1578-nucleotide messenger RNA. RefSeq lists its product as uncharacterized. NCBI's taxonomy places the organism in Eukaryota, Euglenozoa, Kinetoplastea, Trypanosomatida, Trypanosomatidae. Gene Ontology annotation, biological process: lipid metabolic process. Gene Ontology annotation, molecular function: triacylglycerol lipase activity. The coding region runs from base 1 to 1578 and encodes 525 amino acids. The transcript has a single exon. The record is from RefSeq and is a predicted model, not a curated record.
AUGAUUAGUCAGGGAUUUCUUCAUAGCUUGAUAUGUAUACUACGGAUUGCGUUGGAUCUUUUGUGUGAGGUUGCUGCUGGCGUGUUUGGAAUUCCACUGGGGUCACCGACGCAGUUGGUACUGACGAAAAAGGCGCAGGCGGCCAGAACGUACGAUGAAUGGAUAAUAAUUGCCCGCCAACUAGACGAGUUGGACGGAUUUCAGGCCUGGCGAUUAAAGGGGGAGUCAAGAUUCAUGAACUUUGAUGGACUUGUUGGCCGCAUUGGGCUCUUGACAACCCUGAAGAGGAAAGGAAACGCGGAGGUGUUGUUGGCUGUUCUCUCAACUGGCCUUCAGCGCUCGGUAUUUGGCAUAACGAAUCCAAAUCUUUACAGGUAUCUCUCAGGCACCAAGGCAGUCAUUGAGGCAUACAACUCCCUGCUUGUGUAUCUGAUUCAAAAGCUUGCACGGGACACCUCUGUUGAUGCGAGGAAAAGGUACUCUACUUUCAUGGAUGUGGCCCGUGUGUAUGGCAGCACAGCUCUUGUUUUUCACGGGGAUAUGAUGCUGGGGCAAUUUCAUUUUGGUGCCGCAAAGGCGCUUUGGAACGCCAAUUUGUUACCGAGAUUUUUCUACGGUGGAAGAACAGGUGCCCUCGUUUCAGCAUUUCUGUGUUGCAAACGAAAUUUGGCGGAGGUGUUUGAUGUGGACGAGGCUGCGUUUUCCACAUUCAGCAAGGCAACCUUGGGACUCUUUGACUGGCGGUGGCAACGCUUGUGGAACGAAGGAUAUUUUUUCAAUAUACACGUUCUUGUGAAUUUUAUGAGAGAACACCUGGGGGACUUAACAUUUCUGGAGGCGUAUCAAUUAACUGGACGUGUUCUUAACAUUGAAUACACCCCGGAAACUGUGGGUGUAUCGCAUAAAAGAGCUCCCUUAGUGCGGUUACUAAAUUACCUCACGGCUCCCAGCGUGCUUGUGUACAGUGCAGUAGCGGCUUCCUUUGCCUCCAUGCCACAGUUCUUUGAACGCUAUCCGUUAUUGGCAAAAGACUUGAAUGGUUGCGUUGUGCCGUACGAUCCGCCGGUCAUGGGAUGUGUGGGCAGACGGUCAGAUGGAAAAGUUGACGGACUUGAACGUUUGCGCCAGUUGUUUCAUAUCAAAUGUUUUAUCGUCUCGGAAUGUUCUUUCUCCCAAUUGCCAUUCUUGAGAAUUGCCGGCUGCACCUCCUUACCGGCCCGUGUGUGGCAGGCUUUCUCCCAGGAAUGGUGGCAUUUAUGUUUAUUUUUUGUUUCUUUUAUGCCAUUUCAGAAAUAUUUAUGGGCAUUCUUUUCAAAUGGCGAUAUGGACGCGGAAGAUGUCAUAAAAGUGUUUCCUGCAGCCUCUUUCUCGGAUUUUAUUACUUCCUUUCAGCUUCAGCCUUUUUCCCUGAAGGCAUUUCAGGAGCACGUGCUGCGGGGAGAAAGGGGGCUUUGGCCUUUUCUUGAACGCAUACGAGAGCAAAUUGCAGCAGAAUUUGCUUUGAACGAUGCCUUAAUGCAGUUGCGCCACAUGGAUGGAGCAUUGUCCGUGGAGGAUGAGAAUCCGUACUCGGGAUAA